Molecule: messenger RNA, 1023 nt
Organism: Megalopta genalis
Lineage: Eukaryota; Metazoa; Arthropoda; Insecta; Hymenoptera; Halictidae
Source: RefSeq, a predicted model, not a curated record
UUUAACUUUCGGUAACUCAAAUUAGAACUAAACAAUUGCACAUCUCGAAUGAGUAAUUAUGACUUGAAAAUAAUUGCGAUAACAUACCAAGCAUAGAUGGCGCAAAUAUUCUAUUUCAAUACGGUAUACUAAGGUUUUCCCGCGUGUUUAAAGGGAAUCGGUGAUCAUUGUGUACAUAUCUCGACAUAUGUAUAUCUUGUACAUAUUUCAUUACAUAUCUUGAUAUAUUAACAAUGGAGUUUACUUUGGCGGAUACUUAUAACAUGCUGAAAGACACGAGGACGGAACGAUUAUGGCAAAUAGAUGAAUUAGUGCUCAAAUCUUCUGAAAUGAAUGCAUCAAGUUCCAGUCAGUACAAUAAUGUAGACGAAAUCCCAAAGAAGCAGUCCAAAAUGUGCAUUAGUUUGCUUAAUGAAAUUGCUCAAGAAGAACCAAAGGAUUAUCCUUUACCUAAGUCGUCGCAUAUAGAAGAGGAUGUCAUGAGUUGCUUGAGGGACGAAAUUAAAAACACUCUAAAUCUGCAGGAAAACAUGAAAGACUGCUUGUCAGAGAUCCAGCAAGACAUAGCAUAUUUACAAGACAAAAAAAUAGGGCUGAAGAACAUGGAAAGUGUUUACAUAGAACAGGCUGAGCAUGCAGGGACUACAACAUACAGUGCAGAAGAAGCUAUAACUAAAAAUAUAUUCCAUGAAGUGAAACAGGAUUUGGACGACGUGGUCGACAUCCUGUUCCCAGAAAAUCAAGAAAUCAGACAGUUUCUUUCGCUUCUCACGAUUUCGUACACAAAAGGAGGAGACGACGUUUACGUCGACAUGACACCCGACGUCAUCGACUUCGCAAAUUUUUUGAUCGAAGCGGACAUCGCUACUAAACACAGGAAUGAUAGCAAUAAGAUCAGAUUGAUGGACAUGUUAUAAAUGUUCUAUGUCGGGCUUCGAAACAUAGAAACUUAAAUAUAAAAAUACAAAUUUUGUACUUUGAAGUUUCACCACAUAAACGGUGCUCUUUCUCUUAAUACUCUAA